This is a messenger RNA of Malus domestica (apple), 1305 nucleotides long. RefSeq names its product expansin-A4-like. Gene Ontology annotation, biological process: plant-type cell wall organization. The record is from RefSeq and is a predicted model, not a curated record. NCBI's taxonomy places the organism in Eukaryota, Viridiplantae, Streptophyta, Magnoliopsida, Rosales, Rosaceae. Gene Ontology annotation, cellular component: extracellular region.
UCUUCCCGCUUUCUAUUCGCCCCAACACCAAUCCUAUCCAUCACUCUCUCUCUCCUCUCUGCUUUCUCACUCCCAUUUCUAUCUCGCUCACUCUCUCCGGCAAUGGCUUCCCUUCGCGUGCUCUACAUUGCUUUCAUGCUCUCACUCUUCAUGGCGGCCAACGCUAGAAUUCCAGGGGUUUACACCGGUGGCCCAUGGGAGGGCGCCCACGCCACCUUCUACGGUGGUAACGACGCCUCUGGAACCAUGGGCGGCGCUUGCGGGUACGGAAACCUCUACAGCCAAGGAUACGGCGUCAACACCGCGGCGCUGAGCACUGCUCUGUUCAACAAUGGCCUUAGCUGCGGCGCCUGCUUCGAGAUUAAGUGCGGCGACGACCCCAGGUGGUGCCACCCAGGCAACCCCUCCAUCUUAGUCACCGCCACCAACUUCUGCCCUCCUAACUUCGCUCAGCCCAGCGACGACGGCGGGUGGUGCAACCCUCCCCGCACCCACUUCGACCUGGCCAUGCCCAUGUUCCUCAAGAUCGCCGAGUACAAGGCCGGCAUCGUCCCCGUCUCCUACCGCCGAGUUCCGUGCAGAAAGCAAGGCGGAGUGAGAUUCACAAUUAACGGUUUCCGUUACUUCAACCUGGUUCUGAUCACCAACGUCGCGGGCGCAGGGGAUAUCGUGAGGGUGAGCGUAAAAGGCGCGAACACUGGGUGGAUGUCGAUGAGCCGCAACUGGGGACAAAACUGGCAAUCCAACGCAGACCUGGUGGGCCAGACCCUGUCCUUUCGAGUCACGGGCAGUGACAGGCGCACAUCCACCUCCCACAACGUGGCACCCGCUGAUUGGCAGUUCGGACAAACUUUCACCGGCAAGAAUUUCCGGGUCUAAAAUUAAGAAGGAAAAAAAAAGUUUAUCCACUAUCUGUAAUUUUCCAUGGGUUUUUAACUCUUUUUUUUAACUAUCAAAGUUUAAUUUCCCGCCAUCUGAUUUUCCUUAAUUUUCCCGGGAAAAUUUGGAAGCGGUGGGAGUAUAAAAGUAAAGUAUUAGAUGAUGGGGGGUUAAAAGUUAAAAUUGGGUGGUAAGAUAGGUCGAAAAGCGACUUCUUUUGCAAGUGUGGUGUGCGGCAACUUUUUACUUUUUACUUUGGUGCUUUUUUUUUAUUUGGUUUGAGUGGGGAGGGUGGUAAGAAUUUAGGUGAUCCGGCCAAAUAGUGUGUAAAAGGAGUUGAAGCGGCUGCAAAGAACAAACAUGCAGCCCGCACCUCUUUCCAUAUCUUUUCUAGAAUUUUAUAUAAUAUAUAUUUCAGUUAGCAUA